GGCUCGAAAAAAAAUACGGAACUGCUAGAUCUGAGCGUAUAGUUCAUCUCUCUUGCUCGGCCGCACGCCGCCGCGUGCCAUCCAAUGGAGGAGGUGCAGGCCGCCGUGACGGCGCACCUGGACCAGGUCUCCGGCCUCGUCCAGGCGCUCUCCUACGAGCUCCGCCGCGGGAUCGGCCCCGCCGCUGACAGCCUGCUCGCUUUCGUCCACGCCGUCGACUGGACGGAGCCAUGGCUGAUGUGCUUGAUGGCAUUCCAUGCGAGUCUGCUGCUGGCCGUUGUCCGGCUGAGGAGGAAUGCCAACCUACAGUUCUUCCUCUUGUUUCUUGCCUAUUCAGGAGUGUAUCUAGCUGAAAAGAUAAACAUCUACCUAGCAGAGCACUGGAAGAGCUUCGCCAGCAGGAAUUACUUUGACCGUUCCGGAGUUUUCAUUUCUAUUGUCUGGUCUGCCCCCCUUAUCUUCAUAUCUAUCGUCACUGUGGUUAGCUCUCUCAUUACAUUAUGUCAGUUGAUGGUGAAAUGGAAGAGAGCGGAACUAAGGCAUCGGGUUCGGCUUGCGCGCGACAAGCAGGAAUGACAAAGUCCUAUCCUGGUAGAUGUUGAUCGCCAUCAGUGUUUAGAUCUUGGAAGGAUGCCCAAGAAUCAAGUACCGUAAAUGCUUGAUCUGCUAUCAACCUAGCAUGUAAUCUUUAGCCGCUCUUUGUUGUUAGUGGUAUAUUUCUAAGAAAAUGUUGUAUCUGGCUCUAUCUUAUUUUGUUUGUAGUCACACUGUAUGACCAGGGGAUGUGAUUUUCUUUGAUACUGAAUAUGAUACAUUUGCAAAACCA
This is a messenger RNA of Brachypodium distachyon (stiff brome), 826 nucleotides long. RefSeq names its product transmembrane protein 18. The record is from RefSeq and is a predicted model, not a curated record. The coding region runs from base 85 to 576 and encodes 163 amino acids. Gene Ontology annotation, cellular component: nuclear membrane. The transcript is spliced from 4 exons. NCBI's taxonomy places the organism in Eukaryota, Viridiplantae, Streptophyta, Magnoliopsida, Poales, Poaceae.